UUGCUGUUUCUGGGGUCAGCUGGGUUUUGGCUUGUAAUAAAAAUAUUUGUCAAGUUAUUUUUGGGCUCAUUGAACGAGGAGGUAGAGACUACAGAGGGUGAGCUUAUUCCUUUUGAGAGGCACCUUCUUUUCCUACCCCCACACCUGCAUUUUCUCAUUUGUCCUUCUACGUUCCAUCACCUCAAAAUCUCACUGAAAAGAAAACGAGUUAUAAGAGAGAGAGAGAGAGGGAAAGAAAAGAAACAAAGAAAGAAAUUUGAUAUAUAUUAUGUUGUCAUUCCGUUACUGCUGAAACCUCACCUCACCUCACCUCUAUCUUCUCUCUUAUUUACUUACACAAAACACAUUUCUUUUCUCCCACUUAAAUUGGCAAACUUGUCCCUCCAUAAACCAUUUAUCUCUACCCCUUUUGUUCUUUCACAUCUUUCUUCACUAAUUUGCAAUUUCACUAAAACCACUUUCACUUUUUACUCACUGAAAUGGGUUGUGAACUGAGUGUCAUAUGGAGCAGCAGCAGCAGCAGCCGCAGAAUUUGUUAUUUCGUCGUCUGUUUUCUGUUUCUCUCAUUUCUAAGCUCUACCCAAUUGAGAUUCAUGGCUCAUGCCAGGGUAAUUCCCAAAGAGAAAAACCUUUCCCGUUCCCAUUCCCAGACAGUAAGUGAAGACAAAGUCAUGGUAAGAGCAAGAAUUGGUUCGAGGCCUCCGAGGUGUGAGAGAAGAUGUAGUUCGUGUGGACACUGCGAAGCUAUUCAGGUUCCAACAAAUCCACAAGUGAAAUCUGGUACUUCCAAAAGAUCAUUCAAUAAGGUUUCCAACACCCAAUACGCAAGAGGCGAUGACAACAACUCUAACUACAAGCCCAUGAGUUGGAAAUGCAAAUGUGGCAACUUCAUUUUCAACCCAUAAUAAUGAUCAUCAUCAACUCAUUUUCAUACCAAUUUUUGUAUUUUUCUUCACUGUAAAUAGCAUUAUUAUAGCUUCUAAAUAAGUUUUUAUUUCUUUCUUGUUCGUUUUCCGGUAUCUUUCGAUCCCCAUUUUGAUCAUCCAAAAAGAAUAUUUUGGAUUCUGCUUUCUGCUUGUACUGAAGUUAUAGUUACUUGAAGAUUUUGAACUGAGCAAGGUUCCAGUCCCUCUGGACUUUCAUCUUCCAAUUA
Messenger RNA from Humulus lupulus (European hop), 1153 nucleotides. RefSeq names its product EPIDERMAL PATTERNING FACTOR-like protein 2. Bases 480 to 905 code for a protein of 141 amino acids. The transcript has 3 exons. NCBI's taxonomy places the organism in Eukaryota, Viridiplantae, Streptophyta, Magnoliopsida, Rosales, Cannabaceae. Gene Ontology annotation, biological process: stomatal complex development; guard cell differentiation. The record is from RefSeq and is a predicted model, not a curated record.